UUUUUGAACUUUGUAUCUAAUUAAGUUUAAUUUAAAUUGUUGUUAGUUUUACAGGUUAGGUUAUUAACAUUUUUUGGAUUAAGAGUGAUUGAUUAAGAAUUAAGUAAAUAAAUAAAAAACAAAUGGCUCAAUUAGAUAAAAUUGUGACAGCUUUUCGUCUAACUACACAAUUUCCAGCAUUAAUAUCUGCUAGAAUACUCAGUUGCUCAAGCAAUAAUAUUAGUAUUCAAUCCGUUUGGAGUCAAAGAGUUUUAGAGCGGCUAACAUCAACUAAAUUUCGACAAACAACUGUGUCUGAUUAUAAAACUUUUACUAUAGUUUCACCUCCAUCUGACAUUACAAACGAGGUGAUAAGUUCUUACUCUAAAUCAUUAAAAUAUUUUUGCGUUGUCAGAGAAGUAAACUCUGUAAAUGAAAAAAAACAAUACUUAGAAGUGUGGGCUGAUGGUGCACUAGUAAACAAUUUUGACUUAAGUGCUUUAGAUGUACAUGGUAAAAUUUAUGAUGAUGCUGAAUUUGCAACUUUACAAUGGUCACCUGAUGAGACUAAAAUUAUUUACAUUGCUGAAAAAAAAAUUCCUAAAUCAGAACCAUUUUAUAAACAAAAACCAAAAAAUUCUGCUGACAAAGAUGGUGUGGAUAAUAAUCCUGUGCCGGGGAAAGAAUAUGAAUGGAGCCAAGAUUGGGGUGAACAGUUAGUUGGAAAAAUUACUCCGGUUUUAGUUAUUUGUGAUAUAAAAGCUGAUACUAUUAAUGUUCUUCCUAAUAUUCCAAAUUAUAUUAAUCCUGCAUCAGUUAUAUGGAAUCCUGAUGGAAGUGGAGUUGUUGGAAUUGGAUAUAUAAUUACACCACGGAAACUUGGUUUAAUUUACUGUACUAACCGUCCUAGUCAUAUAUUUUCUCUUACAUUAGAUGGUCAAUACACUGUAUUGAGUUCAAAUUCAGAACAAUUGUCUGUAAAAUCUCCCAGGUUUAAUAUGAAUGGCACAAAGCUUGUAUGGUUAGAACAUUUAGCUGGAGGACCACAUCAUUCAUGUUUUAAAUUAAUGUCAUGUAAUUGGUACACUAAAGAGAUUAGUACAGUAAUUGAUAUAAUUAAAGAUUCCUUUAAUCUCAAAGUCAACAAUGAUAUAAUGCCAUUCUAUGGCUUAUAUAAUCAAAAAUUAGAAAUAAGAUGUUGGUUGAAUGAUGAUAAAACUCUUUUGUUGAGCACACCUCAAGGUGGUUCAAUACAUUCAUUUGCUAUUGAUACUGAAUCAAAACAAAUCCAUUAUCUUCCAAUUACAAAACCAUUUCAUGAAAGUGUUAGUGUAAUAGAUGUGUAUGAUGAUAGUGUACUGUUUUAUAAAUCUUCUCUCAAUAAACCUGGACAACUAAUCACUGUCAAAUUGCAUUCUCUGAAAGGUGAUUAUGACUUUAAUAAUAUUUCUAUUUAUGAAAUAUCUCCAUCUCGUAGUCUUCCAAAUAGUGAGAAAUUUAUUGUUGAACAUGGCUGUACUUUAUAUGAUAAACCCACUACAAUUUUUUACGGCCCAAAAAAUAACAAAUGUCCCUUGAUUGUAUUACCUCAUGGAGGACCACAUUCAUCAUCUGUAGAUUCAUAUGCAGGAAUCAUUGCUUUCUUUGUUCAGAUUGGUUUUGCUGUAUUACUCAUCAAUUUUAGAGGAUCAACAGGACUAGGCAACAAUUAUCUUGAAUCUUUACUUGGUAAUAUAGGUGAUGCUGAUGUCAAAGAUAUAUACAAUGCAAUUCAAUCUAACUCUUUGUGGUCUGAUAGGAAAUUAGUACUAUUUGGUGGUUCACAUGGUGGUUUUUUGGUUACACAUCUAAGUGGACAGUAUCCAUCUAUAUUUAAAGCAGUAACAGCAUUGAAUCCUGUGACUGAUUUGCUUUCUAUGUUUGGAACAACAGAUAUUACUGAAUGGCCUGUAACUGAAGUAGGUUUUAAUUAUUCUGAUUUGAAUACCUUGGUCAAUUCCAAAGAUGUGAUGAUGAAACUAGCUGAUUGUUCACCAUGUAAAUAUGCCCAUAAGGUUCAAGCUCCUACAUUGUUAUUGCUUGGUGAAAAAGAUCUGCGUGUUCCUCCAUCACAGGGUCUUUCUUAUUACCAUCUUCUUAAGAAGCAUGGCGUCACGACCAAAGUAUUGAUGUACAAUGAUUGUCAUCCAUUAAACACUGAUGCUGCAUAUAUGGAUUCUGCAAUAAAUACUGCAUUAUGGUUUAUCAAGUAUACCAGCGAAGACUCAGAAUAAUGUUAAAUCCUUUUUUUCUAGUGUUCAAUUUUAGAAUAAUUUUUAUUAAAAAAAUCUUUCAUUUAUAUUUC
Messenger RNA from Sipha flava (yellow sugarcane aphid), 2323 nucleotides. RefSeq names its product acylamino-acid-releasing enzyme-like. Gene Ontology annotation, biological process: proteolysis. NCBI's taxonomy places the organism in Eukaryota, Metazoa, Arthropoda, Insecta, Hemiptera, Aphididae. The transcript has 13 exons. Gene Ontology annotation, molecular function: serine-type endopeptidase activity. The record is from RefSeq and is a predicted model, not a curated record. Bases 123 to 2252 code for a protein of 709 amino acids.